UUAAUUUCAUUACGGAAAAAAAAUUAAUGUUGAUUUAGAGAUUUAGAUUCUACCCAGAAUGCCUAGCACGCUUCAAAAUAUUAGCGCGCGCUUAGCUUAGUGACGUAAUAAUAAAAUUAAACGACGUCAUAUCCAAUUAAAAAUUAGAUUGUUUCAAGUAGUUGAAUUGACAAGACGUGUUUGAUUAUCAAGUGAUUUUUAUUGUUCAAAAUGUGCGGAACAUUUCAGUCUAAAUUUAAGCGCAAUAACAAAGUAGCGCCUGUACCAUGUCCUUUCGAACUAGAGGUCCUCAGAAGAGCCAAAAUCCAAAUCGAGAAAGAAAAAGCUCUCCUCCAGAAAGAAAUCGCCAUACAAACCGGAUCAAGUCUCUUGUUCCUGGAUACCGAGAAUAGAGGAUGUGAAACGCCAGCUUGCGUUGCAUACGAUCUGAAUUUGGAUGGCAAUAUUGUGCAAAAGGGGCUGAAAGCAAGCUGUCCACGAAGACUGGCAAGAGACCCGAAGUUGCCCGUCCUGACAAGAGAGAUGCUGCUUGAGAAGCAGGCACAGGCAGAAGAGAACAGAAACAAGCAGCUGGAAAAGAUAAGAAAAGCCGCCGCCUUGAAAUCUUUGCAAGCGCGGGAAAAGAAAUUAGCAGAAGAAGAAGAAAAAUUGAAUAAGAUUGCAAAAAUAAACGAAAAGCUGGCCAAGGCCGACGAGAACAGACAAGCUCAGCUCGAAGGCGUUAAAACCAAAGCUAAAAAGUCCUCCAACAACACACGCAGCAAGAUAGCUGAAGCGCAGAACUUCGCCAAAGCACAGCAGACUUUGGUGCAGAGUGACAGAAAAUUGAAAGAAGCUCAAACCAAAAGAGAAAAAGCUGUUAGCAAGGUUGUCAGAAAACAGCGACAACGUGAAGCACAAGCCCAGAAAGUCCGASAAAGGGCAGCCAAGCAAAUGCA
Actinia tenebrosa (Australian red waratah sea anemone) is the source of this 938-nucleotide messenger RNA. RefSeq lists its product as uncharacterized. Lineage: Eukaryota; Metazoa; Cnidaria; Anthozoa; Actiniaria; Actiniidae. The record is from RefSeq and is a predicted model, not a curated record.